AUGUUUUCCCUGUCAGAGCUGGUCUGUCUCAAUGAGCGUCAGAGCAGGUUCGAACUGUUGAAGCCCUGGUGGGAAGUCUUCAUGGACCACCUGGUGAUCCUGAUGCUGAUGGUGUCAGUUCUGGCUGGCACUGUGCUGCUGUUGCGGGACCGGGUGGUGUGCCUCCCCCUCGACCCCAACACCACCCCCAAUACCAUCAGCCAAAGUUCCUCAGCUAGUGGUGAUGUGGCGCUGGCCUGUAAUUCUGACAAGCCAUCUUCAAAGGACAGUUCCCAGGUCCCACAGGACAGCAGCCCAAAUGGUUCUCCUGCGCAGGGCAGACGGACCCAUCUAGACUAUCAGCAGUACAUGUUUGUUAGCCAGGUGUGCUACAAUGAGGUUUUGCCUUGGUAUUCCCGCUUCUUCCCCUACGUUGCCCUGCUGCAGUCUUUAGUGCUGCUCGCCAGCGGCUCCUUCUGGUUCCACUUCCCCCUCACCUCUGCCCGUAUUGAACACUUCCUGGCCAUCCUGGGAAAGUGCUGCGAGUCACCAUGGACGUCCCGUGCCUUGUCCCAUGCCGCCCGUCAGGAGAACAUGGACAGCCAGCAAGAGGAGGAGGCGGAGAGACGACAUCCCCAACCUCCUUACCUUUCAACUUCAUCUAUACCCCCAGUGCCAUAUGCAAGACAUUCAAGCUUGGACUCAGGCACAGACAGCCCCCUUUUGAAGAGGUCGGAGACUGUGUGCGCCGCCAACCCUCUCCUGCCAUGCCCAUCUUCACUCUCCUAUAAUUUCUCCAUGUCAGCUAUGUCCUUCGCCUCUGAAGUGCACGUUCCAGUGUCCAGGCCCUCGGUGGUGCUGCAUGACAGCCCGAGGCAGCUAGUCACCCUGGAUCGGAGUGAUGGGGAACAAGCCAGAGCACUGUUUGAGAGAGUCAGGAGGUUUCGCUCUCACUGUGAAAGCUCAGAUGUCAUUUACAAGGUGUACUUGGCUCAAACUAUAUUCAAAUUGCUUAUGGUAAUAUUGAUAGUGGGGUACACCAUCCCUCUUCUUGGCACAAUCUCCUUCACUCAUAUCUGUCACCCUGAGGAGCACUUUCUGGUGGGCUACAGCACCUUUGAGUGCACCCAUGUUCUCGCCUCCCUACUACACAAAAUGCUGGUGGCCUACUUGACCCUGCUGGGGCUGUAUGGCCUGCUGAACCUAUACACCCUCAUCUGGAUUUUACACAGCUCCCUGCGGCAGUAUUCUUUCCAUGCACUGAAGGACACAUGCUCCUUGAGAGAUGUACCCAACCUAAGCAACGACCUGGCCUUUCUUUUACACAUGGCAGACCAGCACGACCCUUUGCUGUCCUGGCGUCUGUCUGUCUUUUUGUCGCCUGUCAGUGAGACGAGGCUGCUGGAGGAGAACCUGCAGAGACGCUGGGGACCGGAGAAGCUGCGCUCCAUGACCACUGUGGACGCAGAGGGCCGGUCCAGACUGCAGCUGGUGGCCCUGCCUUGCCUGCCUCCAGCCGUCUUCACCCUCAGCCAGCUCCAAGUUCUCAAACUGGAUCUCCUCACGGAUGCCAAGUUCACUGCGCAGGUGGCAAAUAUGACCUCGCUCAGGGAGCUCCACCUCUAUCACUGCACUGCCGCUGUGGAUCCAGGUGCUCUGGGUGUCCUCCAGGAACGGCUGGAGACCCUCCACCUCACCUUCACACAGGCAGCAGAGAUCCCUGGCUGGGUCUACUCCCUUCACAGCCUGCAAGAGCUCCACCUCUCUGGAUGCCUAGGCUGUGAGAGUGGGGUGGGCCGUGGCUGGGCACUGGGCAGCCUUCGCCAGUUACGCCACCUUCGCGUGCUUGUGAUUCAAAGCAUGUUGCAGCGGGUCCCUGGGGAGCUGUGUGAGGUGGCAGGUAGCCUAGUGAGGCUGGAGAUCCACAAUGAGGGCUCCCAGAUGCUUGUGUUGAGAGGCCUGAGACAGAUGGCCGGCCUUACGGAGCUGCACCUUCAGGGCUGCCAACUAGAGCGCUUGCCCUCUGCCCUUUUGGCUCUGACCAACCUGCGGACACUGGACCUGCAGCAUAAUAACCUGAGAACCCUGGAGGAGUUGCUUAGUCUGGCACAUCUCCGACGUCUUUCUUGCCUCAGACUUGCCGAUAACCGUGUGCUGGCUCUGCCGGCCACUAUUGGUGUACUGCAGGGCCUAGAGCUCCUGGAUCUGACUAACAACCAGCUCCAGAGCCUUCCCCCAGCCCUCUUCACUCUUCACCACCUUCGCAGGCUCCUGCUGGCUGGCAACCUGUUGGAAGAGCUGCCUGCACAGGUGAAGGCGCUGCAGUUGCUCACAGAACUGGACCUCAGUGGGAACAGGCUGGAGAGACUACCCCCAGAGCUCUUCAGUAGUUGUUUGGAGCUUCGCAUUUUAAAUGUGUCUCUCAACUCUCUUAGUUCAUUACCCACUGGGCUUGGGGCUUUAAGCCAGCUGUUCAGGCUGGACCUGCGCAGGAACUGUCUGGAGGAGCUGCCUGAGGAGUUAGUCUACUGCUCCGGCCUGUAUGGAGGAGGUCUUCUGGUGGAAGACUGUCUGUUUCAGUUGUUGCCUUGUCAUGUGAGGGACUGUCUGAGCCGAUCUUGCCCCCCCUCUGGUAAAUCUUCAGAGUUGCACUCCCGGCCAGAGUCAGGGGGAGACGGUUUUCCCUACUUCUCUGCCACACAGUGGAGAUUCUCCUCCGCUAUGGAAUCACGCAUAUAG
Myripristis murdjan (pinecone soldierfish) is the source of this 2718-nucleotide messenger RNA. Its product is annotated as volume-regulated anion channel subunit LRRC8D. The transcript has 5 exons. Gene Ontology annotation, molecular function: protein binding. Gene Ontology annotation, cellular component: cytoplasm. Bases 1 to 2718 code for a protein of 905 amino acids. Lineage: Eukaryota; Metazoa; Chordata; Actinopteri; Holocentriformes; Holocentridae. The record is from RefSeq and is a predicted model, not a curated record.